AGUCGCAGUCGUUGGCUCAAUCUGCGAUCGAGCGCAAGUGGAGUGUGCCAAUUGGAUCAGCAUGGCGUUGGAGGCGCUCGUGACGGCUUUGGCCUGCCUCAGCACCACCACCACCACCACCAACAGCACCAACACAAUGCCAGAGAAGCCUCUGUCUCAGUCUCUGUCCUCCGUGAUAAUGAGGAACUCGAUGGAGCCGUUCCUACACGGUGUUAAUGACACCGACUGUCCCGUCAGCACCUUGGGCGGCCUGGCUGUGCGCAUCCAGUUUAUGGCGGACGAGCUGCAGACACUGAAGGCGGAGCUGGGCGAGCUGCAGCAGCUGAUCGAUGAGUACAGGAACCAGGCGCCCAGUGAGGCACUUGGCACCCGAUCACUGCGUCCCGUCCCAGCAAUUGUACAGGCCUUGGCACCGGCCGCGCCCAGCGAUGAUACGCCCCGCAACUGCUGGGACCAGAAGCACGGCCAGGUGCUCAUCCGUGUGGCCAAGGAUGUGGAGCCGUUCUUCGUGAGCUGUGACCAGGAAGAGCGUGGCGGGGGCUGGCUGGUGAUCGCCUACAGAUUCGAUGGCAGCGAGGAAUUCAAUCGCGACUGGCAGAACUACAAGGCUGGCUUUGGGGCCCUCAACUCGGAGUUUUUCAUUGGGCUGGACAAGCUGAAUCGGCUGACGAACAGCGAGCACCACGAGCUACUCGUGAUAAUGCGCAGCAAGACGCGGGAGCAGCGCUUCGCCAUCUACGAUCACUUCAGCAUUGGCAGCGAGGCCGAGAAGUAUCUGCUCUAUGUGCUGGGCGCCUACAAGGGCGAUGCCGGCGACUCGCUGCGCUACCAUGCGGGCAAGAAGUUCACCACUUUCGACCAGGACAACGACGACAACGGACAGAACUGCGCCAGGACACAUGCGGGUGCAUGGUGGUAUGGCCGCGAGUGCAUCGAGAGCAACCUCUUUGGCACCUUCCAGAAAAUGUUUGGCCAUGAGAUUGGCUACUACAAGGGCAUACUGUGGAAGACCUUCGUGCCGGGGCCCACGGGCUCCCUCAGCUACGUGCGCAUGUUGAUCCGGCCCACGAAAAAGAAAUCCUAAUAAUGAAAACAGGCUCGAAAGAUUCCCGAGAAUUUACUCUUUACAUAAUACAUAUUUAAUAUAUCGAA
Messenger RNA from Drosophila obscura, 1152 nucleotides. RefSeq names its product ryncolin-2. The transcript is spliced from 5 exons. Lineage: Eukaryota; Metazoa; Arthropoda; Insecta; Diptera; Drosophilidae. The coding region runs from base 62 to 1084 and encodes 340 amino acids. The record is from RefSeq and is a predicted model, not a curated record.